Messenger RNA from Ostrea edulis (European flat oyster), 2180 nucleotides. RefSeq lists its product as uncharacterized. NCBI's taxonomy places the organism in Eukaryota, Metazoa, Mollusca, Bivalvia, Ostreida, Ostreidae. The coding region runs from base 910 to 1839 and encodes 309 amino acids. The record is from RefSeq and is a predicted model, not a curated record. The transcript has 3 exons.
UGAAACACACACACUCAUAUAUAUAUAUAUAUAUUUUUUCAGAGAGCUACAGUUCUGCAGCUAAUUUCUUUGUUGCUUUACUUCCUGUUUUAUUUAUUUGUUGCUUUACUUCCUGUUUUAUCUAUUUGUUGCUUUACUUAUAUUUUGUGGAAAUACAAGCUUCCCUGAUCUUCUGUUGAACUGUUGUAAAUAAAGCUUCUGUAUCUUCGAUCUCUCACUGACAAUUUCGUCAUCGUGUGCUGUAGUCAAGCUUUGAAUGAUAACAAUAGACAUAUGAAUUAUUCUAAUACUGUUAAAUAUUGGACUAAACUUGUACAUAUGAGGUGUUAAAUACACAAAAUCAAUUUAAUAAAUCGAUAAUGAUUUUCUGGGUUAAACUAAAUCAGAUAAUUACAAAUCUUCUGAAGUAAAUAUUUUACAGUAGUAAUUUUAAGAAGUGAGAUAGAAGCUUGGUUCAUUCUGAAAGCGCCUCAGCGAGUCCAAUAUUUUCCAGAAUUCACCGCUUUUGUCUUGAUCGAUGCAAGAGGGGCAACUUUAACAUGUACAGGAAAUCUCUAUUCUGUUUAAUAGAGCGUAUCUUAAUAGGAACACUAGGCGGUCUACCGUGUAGCAUUUGAUUCUCGUAUUGAUUAAUUUGGCAAAAUGAAACUUCUUUUGUAAACGCUAUUGUGACAGUACUUUCUAUUGGCCGUGUUCCACGACUUGGUCAUGCUUCUAUAACUCAUCUAAUGGACAGCAAGGUAAAUCAUGCAGACAGGUAACUAUCGAUUCAAUGAAAUCCAACACCUGACGCAUGCGUAGAAUUUUGUUUUGAUGCACCUGAACGAAGAAGACAUUGCAUCUGCCAAGUAGCCAUUUUCUGUUUCUCGUCGAGAUAAUAUUAUUGGAGUAUACUAACCGUAAACCACGAUGAAACUCGGUCGAAAACUGAAGAUUUUUGCGGUAAUUACCUUUAUCGGCGUGGUUUUGAUGACAGUAUCUUUUGUCAGCCCAGGAUGGACCAGUGUUUCCAUACAGGAUAAACCCUCGGAGAUGUCGCCUUUCUUUUUCCACACUCCUCCCGAUGAUCGAGAGGAAGUACACCUGUCAGCAGGACUAUGGUAUUUUACCGUCUGCUUCCACGAUUCCAAAAAUCGUUACAUGACACCUCUUCCGUUUGAGAUGACAGGAGAAAGGGAGUUCCAGGACGAUAGCUGGAUGAUUGAUAGGCGAGAAAAGUCUAAGAGGAAGAAAUGUCACGUGACCACAUACUACUGUCACCGUGAAGCUCCAUUUAUGUAUUCAUUCCCAAAUUCUGUGUACAAGGAAGUGAAGGAGCUGGGUAGACACGGGCUGUUGGAAUUCCAGAUCAUCUCGUCAGUAGGGAUGUUCUUUGGAGUCCUCGGUUUCAUUGGUACCAUCUUGUACGCUCGCAGUGUAGCGAGAUCCCGAUGUGCGGGAUUACUGGCGUGCAUCAGUCUCAUCGUCUCAGCGGGAACCUACAUCGCUGUCGUCGUAAAGACCAUUACUGUGACCCAGAGCUACAAGCUUCUUUACUCGCAUCUCUACAGCAACCCCCUGCAUUUUCACUGUCCGUGGGCUCUCACUAUCGGGGGUGUUGGAGGCAUCCUCGUCCUUGUUUCUGCUGUUGCACACUUGUGCAUCCUGUCUAGAAACAAAGCCAUCGAUGACGUACACGUUUACCACAUUCACAGAGGGACCAACCAGGGCAUCUUCUCUCAGCAUCCAUACACAACCAUUGCACCGCCCGGUUACACUGCAGCGGUUGGGUUGAAAAUCCCUCUUGUCAACGCUAUAGAGGCAAAUGAGGGGGCGGGACCCCUUCCAGAGAAGAAGUGAAUCUUUUUUCAUCAUUGUUUUCGAAGAGAAAACAGCUCAUGUGCUUUUGUCUCAAACUGCUGAAUUCCUGAUUUGUUAAGAAAUGACCAUUGUCGUUUAUUAAUUUUUUAAUCUGAAGUCGAAAAUAAUUUGUCAUAUAAUCGUUUUUAACUUCAGAUUGAAAAUUAAUAAACGACACCAAUAUUAUCCAUGAUAGCAAAUGACACUUUAAAAACUUGAAGCCAUCCAUGUGACUUAUCAUAAACUCAUAAUUUUUGUACUAUUCAUUUAACUCUUGUGCAUGAAAUACAUACAUAUAAAAUGUUUUAAAAGUUUAUUUUAUGACGUAACGAGCUACUGCA